This is a messenger RNA of Trypanosoma brucei brucei TREU927, 561 nucleotides long. RefSeq lists its product as hypothetical. The record is from RefSeq and is a predicted model, not a curated record. NCBI's taxonomy places the organism in Eukaryota, Euglenozoa, Kinetoplastea, Trypanosomatida, Trypanosomatidae. The coding region runs from base 1 to 561 and encodes 186 amino acids. The transcript has a single exon.
AUGGAGGAGCGACUGAUUUACACAUUUUUCAUUGUCUCCUUGCCUUUCUUUUUUUUUUCGUGUGGCUUUUUGUGUGUUUGUGUGUUUAUUUGUUUAAUCACUCCCAUAGCGCAAUCUGAGCUGCUCUUUACAUCCCGCUACGUGAAUAGCGACAAAAGCGCAUGUGUCGGCAUGCCUUUAGAGAAGCAUUUCCCAUUCUGUUAUUGUGUUUACUCUGUUGCCCUUCCAAAAUCAGAGUUCCUCAAAUUUUGUUCACAUGCGCCACUCGCGUUCGUGGUUCCGCCUCACAACAUCCCUCUAUUUUUUUUAAAAAAAAAAGAUGUUUCGUGUUUUAGUGAUGAUGUGUUUGAACACAACAGUGCUUCAUUUAAAUGCCACUGCAGCUUGACUGAAUAUACGGAUUUUUUUUUUGUUCACCUCUUUCAUCCCUUGUUGUCAUUAUUGUUUUUUAAUGUGGACCCUUCAACACAGAUAGUGGCACAUUGUGUUCAAACACAUACACCGCAAAAAAAAAAAAAUACAGUUCUAGUCUUGAAACUCGGAUAUUUUUCUUACAAAUAG